Hevea brasiliensis (rubber tree) is the source of this 1773-nucleotide messenger RNA. Its product is annotated as cytochrome P450 726A27-like. The transcript is spliced from 2 exons. NCBI's taxonomy places the organism in Eukaryota, Viridiplantae, Streptophyta, Magnoliopsida, Malpighiales, Euphorbiaceae. Bases 52 to 1569 code for a protein of 505 amino acids. Gene Ontology annotation, molecular function: heme binding; oxidoreductase activity, acting on paired donors, with incorporation or reduction of molecular oxygen; iron ion binding. The record is from RefSeq and is a predicted model, not a curated record.
ACUCAAGUUGGCAUUCUUGUUCAAACUCCAACACCAAUUGUUUACCAAAAUAUGGAGCACCAAAUCCUCUCAUUUCCAGUCCUUGUAAGCUUCCUCCUUUUUAUCUUGAUGUUGUUAAGAAUAUGGAAGAAACACAACAACGACUAUACCCCUCCUCCAGGACCUUGGAAGUUACCUUUCUUAGGUAACCUUCACCAGCUAGCUGGCUCUUCUCUAACCCAUCACCGCCUAAGAGAUUUGGCUAGAACUUAUGGACCUGUCAUGGGUAUUCAACUCGGCCAAGUUCCCGCCGUGGUCAUUUCCUCGCCAGAAGCAGCCAAAGAAGUGUUGAAAAUCCAGGAAGUGCAAUUCGCUGAUAGAUCCCCUGUCCUCGCGACAGAAAAGGUGCUUUAUAAUGGCAAUGACAUUGUGUUUGGCCUUUAUGGAGAUCAAUGGAGACAAAUGAGAAAAAUUUGCACAUUGGAGCUUCUUAGUGCCAAACGCGUGCAAUCCUUUAAAGCGGUAAGGGAAGAAGAGGUAUUAAAUUUUGUCAGAUUCCUUGAUUCGAAGUCUGGAACUCCAGUGAACCUUACUCAUUCGCUCUUUGCUUUAACCAAUACCAUUAUCUCAAGAACCUCCAUCGGUAAGAAUUGCAAAAACCAAGAAACACUCUUGAGGAUUAUCGACGACAUAAUUGGGGUAGUAGGAGGUUUCAGUCCUGCCGAUGUGUUCCCUUCCUUCAAAUUUCUUCUCUCCAUAACUGGGGAAAAGUCUAGACUCGAGCUCUUGCAUCGAGAAACAGACCAGAUUCUUGAAGACAUUAUAAACGAGCACAGAGCCAGCAAGGCACUAUCCAAGAAAAGUGAUCUGAGCGAGGCUGAUAAUCUUCUGGAUGUUCUUGUGAAUCUUCAGGAUUGUGGAAACUUUCAAGUCCCGUUAACCAACGACUGCAUCAAAGGAGCCAUUCUGGAUAUGUUUAUUGCUGGGACCGACACAUCCUCCAAAACUGCAGAAUGGGCAAUGGCAGAGUUGAUGAAGAAUCCAAGAGCAAUGAAAAAAGCACAGGAAGAAGUAAGGCAUGUUUUUGGUAAAAAGGGAAAAGUGGAUGAAGCAGGCUUUCAAGAAUUAAAAUAUCUCAAGUUAGUUAUCAAAGAAACCUUGAGAUUACAUCCUCCAGCGCCCAUGAUUCAAAGACAAUGUAGGGAAAAGACUCAGGUCAAUGGAUAUGACAUUAAUCCCAAAACUAAGAUCUUUGUUCAUAUAUGGGCAAUUGGAAGAGAUCCCAAUAUCUGGACUGAAGCUGACAAGUUCUGCCCAGAAAGAUUCAUCGAUUCCACAAUUGAUUACAAGGGGUCUAAUUUUGAACUGCUUCCAUUUGGUGCAGGAAAGAGGAUAUGCCCUGGCAUGACAUUAGGUCUUGUUAGUUUGGAGCUUUCCCUAGCACAAAUGCUGUAUCAUUUUGACUGGAAACUUCCCGAUGGAGUAACCCCAGAUAAUCUGGAUAUGAGUGAAGGUUUUGGUGGUGCAAUCAAAAGAGGAGUAGAUCUUAAGUUGAUUCCCAUUCCAUGCAGUCCUAUGCCUAUACAAUAAAUUAAGCUGCAUAUUGGUUAAGAAGAAAAUAAUAAUAAUAAAUAAGCUGCAUCAAAUGCAAAUGUUUUACUAUUUGCGAAGUGAUAUGAGUGAAGGUUUUGGUGGUGAAAUCAAAAGAGUACAUCUUAAGUUGAUUCCUUUUCCAUUCCGUCCUCUGUCCAUACAAUAAAUUAAGCCGCAAUGUUAUUUAUGUUUUACUAUAAA